CACGCUGCCAGCUGCCGCCCAUCCGAAAUCCAACACGAACAUGUCUCUCGCUCACCAACUACAACAAUCACGGGGCAAGCAAAUAUCAAUAUCUCAGUCCAAAUUCGAUCCAACGAGCUAACCGUGCAUAUAAGCCAGGGAAUGAUCCUCAUUAUGUCGAGCUUACUUUCCAAGUCGCCAAAGUCUCAUCGUCGUCGCCUCACCUCUCUUGCACCAACUUCCCCACCCGUGUGCCUGUAGGUACAAAUCUCGAGACCCAACCUGUUGUAAUUUCAUCAAGCGUGUUUAGGUUAUACUGAUCGACAUCUGCCGGUACAACCAACAUCCAGCAACCAGUGUCUGCCCCACCAAUCUUGAUGUCCUCUCGAGCCUCCCACCUCCGCACAUGGAAUUGUUCUGGAGAGAUGGCUCGUGUCCACACUUUGCCUCUGAAUGCUGGUACUCGGCAGUCUUGGCCCACCUCCGCCCUCACACGACCCCAACCUCAGUCCACUUGUGUUGCUGGAGAGGUGAUGACUUCUCAGUGGGGCUUCCCCGGGCGUAUAUAGUAGAACUCUUCCGAGUUCUUGUGUAUGUAUGGAGCGUGGUCCUCCUUGCCGGCAUAAUCCUCGUUCAAACGAAAAAUCCUGUCCCUUUGUCCUAGAAAAUUCUCAAUGGCUGCUUCCGAGGCCCCAUGGGCCAUCAUCGUUGGCGCUGGACCAUCGGGUCUUCUCCUGGCGCUCAUGCUGGCUAGAAAAGGAGUCCCUGUUCACGUACUCGAAGCAUCGAAUGAGUUGGACGAUUCACCACGCGCAGCAUACUAUGGUCCUCCGGCUGCAUACGAGUUGAGACGGGCGGGCGUCAUCGACGACGUGCGGAAAGAAGGAUUUGACCCUGUCAUCACCUGCUGGAGGAAGCUCGAUGGCACUUAUCUCGGCGGUUUUGACAACAGCAUCAACUUUGACGACCCAGAUCGUUUGGCCACUUUGCCCUUGGCUCAACUAGACCGGCUGCUCUACAGGCAUGUCAGUGCCCACCCGUCAGCCAAAGUUUCAUUCAACCACAAAGUCGUCGACCUUGGCCAAGACAAGGACAAGGCGUGGGUAGAUGUCGAGACGCCCGAGGGUAACAAGCGACUCGAGGCAACAUACAUUGUCGGCUGUGACGGAGCUUCCAGUACGGUCAGAAGGAAGUUGUAUGGAGAUACAGACUUUCCAGGGUAUACCUGGGACAAGCAGAUUGUGGCGACGAAUGUCGCGUAUCCCUUUGAAAAAUUCGGCUACGAGGAUGUGCAGUUUUUUAUUCAUCCAGAGCACUGGCACAUGGUUGCUCGGCUGACCAAAAACCCCGACAACAGUGGAUUUUGGAGAGUCAGCUAUGGCGAGAUCUCUGGGUUGACUCGAGAACAAUUGCUGGAGCGCCAACCCAUGAAGUUUGAGGCAAUGCUGCCAGGUCAUCCGAAGAAGGGUGAAUAUACUCUGGCGGCCAUCAAUCCCUACCGGAUUCACCAACGUUUGGUCGAGAGUCUACACGUCGGACGAUUCCUUCUCGCAGCUGACGCUGCACACAUUUGCAACCCAUUUGGAGGAUUGGGCUUGACAGGAGGAAUUGUCGACGUCGGAGGAUUGUAUGACUGCAUGAUUGGAAUCUACGAGGGCAAGGCGGAUGAUAGCAUCUUAGAUCGCUAUUCUGAGGUCCGGCGCGAAAAGUAUCUGACCAUCACUGACCCCAUAUCUACCGACAACAUCAAGCGCCUAUACGACCAAGAUCCAGACAAGGCGCUUGAAAAUGAUCCUUUGUUGAAGUUGUUGAACGGAAUGAAAGAUGACAAGGAGGCUCAACGAGAGUUUAUGAAGGCUCCCUUUGCACUCUCCUAUGAUUUCACACAACAUUACAACACCAAACAGGCCAAAUGUCCCGAACAGAAAGUGCUGGUCCAACGUGUCGAGCAGGUGGCAUCUGCUGCGGCAAAUUGAAAUUAUGACCAGCAACGAGAACCGAGGAAGGGUGUCCACUUGGUUGGGAGUUGAUGGACUUUGCAGAUGCAAUGUAUGCCCAGUCACGUGUGCAGCCACUUGUUGAUAGUAUGGUGUCCUUCUAGAGACAGAGUCUAUUUGCAUUCUGAAGAGGAGCAGC
This is a messenger RNA of Exophiala mesophila, 2115 nucleotides long. RefSeq lists its product as uncharacterized. Gene Ontology annotation, biological process: ubiquinone biosynthetic process. Lineage: Eukaryota; Fungi; Ascomycota; Eurotiomycetes; Chaetothyriales; Herpotrichiellaceae. Gene Ontology annotation, molecular function: oxidoreductase activity; FAD binding. The transcript is spliced from 3 exons. Gene Ontology annotation, cellular component: mitochondrion. The record is from RefSeq and is a predicted model, not a curated record. Bases 654 to 1955 code for a protein of 433 amino acids.